AUGUGGUGUCCAACGUUGCUCUUUUUUGGUGGCAUCUACACACACUCAGCCUCUCAACGCCACGCCAGCAGAGGAGACCUGCUUCCUGUUACAUGCCGGACACACCUCAGCCUCGACCAGCCGCAAACAGCGACUUUCGGUCAGAAGAACACCGAAAACACCGUGAUUACAACCGACACAGGGCCGGCUCGGACAUUGCAGCACUUGAAGAUGGUCUGCGGGGGAUUCACCUGCUCCAAAAAUGCCCUCUGCUCCCUCAACGUGGUGUACAUGCUGGUGGGGCUGCUGCUGAUCGGAGUGGCGGCGUGGGGGAAAGGCUUCGGUCUGGUGUCCAGCAUCCACAUAAUUGGAGGAGUGAUCGCAGUGGGCUUUUUCCUGCUGCUCAUCUCUAUCGUGGGGCUGAUUGGAGCCCUCCACCAUCACCAAGUUAUGCUCUUCUUUUACAUGGUGAUCUUGUUCAUUGUAUUUCUCUUCCAAUUUGGAGUAUCUUGUUCGUGUUUGGCCAUGAACCGUGGGCAGCAGGAGGCGCUGCUGAGCUCAGCGUGGGGAAUCCUGCAGAAUAAAACCCGGAUAGACCUGGAGACGCAGCUCAACUGUUGUGGCCUCUUCAAGAACUCCAGUCAGUCCUCUUUUGACACGGACUGGGCCAACUGUCCGGCAUUGUGUAAAAAGAACAACGAUUGUGCCACAUGUGGGGGGAAGAUGUUGAACCACGCUACAGAAGCCUUGAAAAUCCUUGGAGGAGUGGGACUGUUCUUUAGCUUCACAGAGAUCCUGGGAGUGUGGCUUGCUGUGCGCUACAGGAACCAAAAAGACCCUCGUGCCAACCCCAGCGCGUUCCUAUAG
This is a messenger RNA of Knipowitschia caucasica, 846 nucleotides long. The record is from the annotation of a GenBank genome assembly. Lineage: Eukaryota; Metazoa; Chordata; Actinopteri; Gobiiformes; Gobiidae.